Ruditapes philippinarum (Manila clam) is the source of this 952-nucleotide messenger RNA. RefSeq lists its product as uncharacterized. The transcript has 3 exons. The record is from RefSeq and is a predicted model, not a curated record. Bases 353 to 952 code for a protein of 199 amino acids. NCBI's taxonomy places the organism in Eukaryota, Metazoa, Mollusca, Bivalvia, Venerida, Veneridae.
AACUAUGGCCUUCAAACAUUGGAUUUUAAGUUCAUGUUUUACAUAUAUCGCAUUUAACUUUGACUUUUAAUGAUCACAAUGAUUUAAUACAUCAAUUCAUAAAAUAAGGUUUGAAUAUUUGAUAAGUCAUAGUCAGCGGACGUUUUUGCUUCAUCUAACACCAAUUUAAAUAUGCAUGCAAGAUUGGAAAAAGAAUUAUCUGACACACGAACGUGUCAAUUAUAAAAGCUAUAUUCAGUUGUAAAUAUAACUAAUAAGUUACAUGAGGACGGUGGGAUACAGUCAAUUGAACUAGUGAAUCACAAUAAGGAACGCGCUUGUUACAUGUGACAUGAGUUCAACAUAGGCAGAUAUGAUAAAUCAGAAUAAACAUUAUCAUUUUCUACUAGUUAUAUGUUGUACCAUGUAUGUUUUGUCUAAAAUGAGUGUUUUAUGUAAAUAUUCUUUUCGUAUAAGUAAGUUUCACACGUGCCCGGCACAGAAUUCAAAGUUUCUUACGAUAGUUGAUCAUUCUCUGGAACAGUGCGUCGAUGAGUGCACGCGAAGAACGAGCUGUAAGGCUAUAGGGUUUAAGCGUUUGUUUCGACUGUGCGAGCUUUACGCGCACGAAAUUUCUCCAGCGGUUACAGACAAACACUGUGUGAUGGUAUUACGGAAUGACAUGGAUGAACGACCCACUUUGUGCAACUGCAAUGACACCAGUGUAUGCGAAGAGGAAACAGGACAGUGCGUCCAAAAAGAAUGCCCGCCUGAACAACACUUCCUUAACGUUACCUUCCGUGGAAAUAUGAAUGAAGUUAAUGCAAAUAAGUCGGUGAAAUGUCAUGACGGGUUUUUCGAGGUAAAAAAUAAAAAUUUGGAACGAUAUGCUACGUGUUCACAGUUUGGUCAUUGGAUUUUUGUCCCACAAUGUAAAGGCACUGUUCAAAGUUUUAUUUUAGAACAUGUGUGA